GUCAUCAAGGCGCGCUGACGGCUUGAUGUGCUGGUCUAUCGCAGCUCAAUAAUAACACUCGACUUCCCAUGUAUACUGGUCAUAUCAGCCCAGACCGGACCCGGGUCGUUAGGCAGAGAUCAGGACGUUUAGGGCGGCUGGCAGGAUAGAUAUAACGACAUGUCAGCCUCCCGGGGUGCAGUGGACACUGCGUGCCCCCCACUUCCCUUCGUUUUGCUCUGUCUUAGAUUUUCUUUCUUCAUUUCUUCUUGCGCAGGCGUGAAGAACAUUUCAAGUGAGCUGGUAUGGAACCCACUAUUUACGCAUCGUAUGAAGCGGCGGGCGUGGUGGUGAUUGUCGUGGCUGCAUGUCUAUCUGUCCUUGCUGUUACUAUAGCUUUUCUAACGGGAGCGACUCGUACACUGGCGCGGAAGGAUACCCACCUCAGGCCCUACUUCAUUUCACUCUUACUCGCUAAUGUUAUUCAAUCCGUCGGUACAAUCAUGAACGCUAGAUGGGUACGCCACGGUUACGUCUUCGGGGACAGAUUCUGCGCAGUGCAAGGGGCCCUCAAACAUGCGGGAAAUAUUGCGACUGCAGUAUGGGCUUUCAUGGUCGCAGCUCACCUGUUCCACCUGCUCUUCCUCCGCUGGAAGUCUACCAAGGCGGGCUUGUACAUCUCACUCGCGUUCGGGUGGGCCAUGGUCUUGUUCAUAGUCCUUCUUGGCCCGACGGUCAUCACAAAGCCCAAGGAUGGUCCUUACUUUGGCGUCUCUGGUCUCUGGUGUUGGAUUACUCCCAACUACCCUCGCGAGCAGUUCUUCCUCGAGUAUUUCCUAGAGUUCGUCUCGGCAGGCGUCGGCUUCUUCCUGUACAGCGCGAUUCUCCUUCGAGUCCGCGGCAACCUGAUCAAGACCGAAGGGAAAUGGCACCUGCGCUGGGUCCCCCGGGGCCAAAGCUGGCAGCUCGCGAUCACGCGCGACUACAUCGACUCUGCAAUAGUGCGCGUCGCCGCGCACAUGGUGUGGUACCCUAUCGCGUAUAGCCUGUUGCUGCUCCCAAUCGCCUUGGCUCGCAUGACCGAGCUCGCUAUGAACCUGCCACCCUGGGUAACCAUCGCCUGCGACUUCAUUUUCAACCUGAACGGUAAAACAACUCCCCACACCUUCGCCCUAUCUGUAUUAUCAUUAAGUUUCUUCCCUUCAGGAUUGAUCAACGUCAUCCUCCUCGUCACCACGAAGCGGCUCCUGCCAGACACCAACGUCCUGCCCACCUUCAGCACCCCACGCAAAGCGCUGGACCUGUCAUCCCCCGAGGCGGUCGGCAUCACGCCCUUCACGCUGACAUCCCAGCAGACGCCGCAGAUGGCUGAGCGACGGAUCGUGCCUUUGGUGCGCAGUGAUAGCAACAGUAGUUUCUCGAGCGUGGACUCGGAGACGCCUUUGGUGCAGUCUCAGAGCACGCGCCGCGAGUAUUCAAUAAGGCAGUCAUGA
This is a messenger RNA of Gloeophyllum trabeum ATCC 11539, 1472 nucleotides long. RefSeq lists its product as uncharacterized. The record is from RefSeq and is a predicted model, not a curated record. Gene Ontology annotation, cellular component: plasma membrane. NCBI's taxonomy places the organism in Eukaryota, Fungi, Basidiomycota, Agaricomycetes, Gloeophyllales, Gloeophyllaceae. Bases 285 to 1472 code for a protein of 395 amino acids. Gene Ontology annotation, biological process: adenylate cyclase-activating G protein-coupled receptor signaling pathway. The transcript has 9 exons. Gene Ontology annotation, molecular function: G protein-coupled receptor activity.